GUCAAUGUGUUAGCAUAUGUUUACCAUGGGACGUACGGUAAGCGUUACUAGCACCAGUGGUCGUAGUUCGGUGUUGGAUACACUGAUGCUGCGCCCUCCCACUGAGUCCUACGAGCGUUUGUCACAUGAUUUGGGCUAUACCUAUGCCGGUUUUGAUUGCAGCGUUCCCACGGUAAGCUCGGAUGCAUCCUCAGACUGUGAUGUUGAUUCUCUGGCAUCUACUGCGUUAUCUCAGGAUGACAAUUCCGAGUUUCGGACUCCUACAACUCGGGCUGAGCAGCUAUCGAUUUUGUGUUCUAGGAACCACCAUUCAGCUCCUGCGUGUUCCUUGGAGUAUAUCGCAAUGACAUCUAGUAUACGUUUACGGGUGGAGGUUGACCGUGAUUCGGCAAAGACUUAUGUCGAUAGUCCUGUUGGACGCAGGCACAGCCAUAGUACCACUGCAUCACCUUCAAGCAAGGGCUCACUAUCGUCUUUACGUCGUAUAUCGACCAACUCCGUCAGCGGUCACUGUGACGAUGUCUGUGUAAGAUUGACGACUAACUCGGAUACCCUAGGGAGCGUCACUGCUGACAGUGACUUCACGGUUUCCGAGGAUACUGUAUGUGCGUUGGCAGUUAUGCACAACGCGUCAGAGAUUAUCCAAGGCAAGUCUGUAUCGGAUAUGCCAUUAGGUCGUAUGGUUCAUCGUCGCUGUGUUGAUAUGGGUACAAGUCCUUUGAACAAUUCUGUUGGUUUUGAAUGCCGUUCCAUGGUUUCAUCUUCAUUACCAGUUCAAUGCAGUGUCGAUGCUAGUACGAGCCCGAUGGACUCUGCCCACAAGUCGCUGCCGGUUUAUAGUCGGAGCUUGUUAUAUCGUAUUCGCGUUCCUCUAGCUCAAAGGCUAAGGAACGCAUGCUCCAGCUUUAGCGAGAUUAGUGAGAGUAUUGGAGACAGCAGUUUACCCAUGGAUACUGAAUCCUUGAGCACAAGUGGCAGUAAAGUGGCUUCCGUGGAUAACAGGGAGACAUUAUCAACUCGCCUCUCUUCAGAUUCUGAUGUGGUUAUAUCCGAACCCGAGCCUGAGUUUACAUUCCUCAAGUCCAUGAGGUCUAUACCCUCCGAGGUUAAUCCCAAGCGGAGGCGUUCGAUAGACAGUUCGCAGGACAAGGGUGACUUAGUUGUUGGCGAGACUGUAUGGCGCCGGGGUUCUAUACACUACAUAGGCCCAGAACCUGGGGAGUCACGUACCAGGCGAAGGAAGAGUAACGUAGAGCAGCUGAGGCAGCUCUUGCUCAAGCACUACUACCUAUGUUCGGGAUCUGACCGUCGAUCGUCCAGGUAUUGAUCUCA
Messenger RNA from Babesia bovis T2Bo, 1332 nucleotides. RefSeq lists its product as uncharacterized. The transcript has a single exon. The record is from RefSeq and is a predicted model, not a curated record. Bases 17 to 1327 code for a protein of 436 amino acids. NCBI's taxonomy places the organism in Eukaryota, Apicomplexa, Aconoidasida, Piroplasmida, Babesiidae.